Molecule: messenger RNA, 11748 nt
Organism: Colletes gigas
Lineage: Eukaryota; Metazoa; Arthropoda; Insecta; Hymenoptera; Colletidae
Exons: 21
Coding region: 483-5291 (1602 amino acids)
Cellular component (GO): membrane
Source: RefSeq, a predicted model, not a curated record
CGUUCUGACUGAAUAGUUUGAACGUAUCAUCUUGAACGGUUCAAUAGUCCCGAUCGAAAUAUAUUUCAAAAAUAAGAGUGCUCGCAUAUGAUAGGCACGCAGCACAGAGUGCCCCUGCCUAAUAAUUUGUUGUAGCCAUUCGAGUUCUCUUAUUGUAAAUGUAAGAAUAUCCUUUCUAAUUCUGUUCUAUCUUAGUUUAUUACACGUCACUUCGUUCUUCUUUACUCUAAUAACAAGAAUAGAUAUCUUACUGAGAAUCCGCCAUGAGCCGUAGCCCCUUACACUUGUCGCGAGGACGCAUGCGCAGUAUGACAGUGCACGUCGGUGCAUAUCGGUGUGCACAGUGGUGUGUAAGGCGGUAUUUUGUUAACAAAAAAAAAUUGGCGGACUCGUUGUUUUAAAAAUUGUGCAAAUGUUAUCGACAAGUAAUUAAUAGUGCGUCUAAAUGAGUUGCCGAUCUAUUCAAGAUUGCAACAAGUAAAAUGAACCACUGCAAAGCCAUGAAGAUGAGCUUCUCCUUAACUUCGCUCCAACCACUAGGCCAUGGCUUAGAAAAGCAUGGCCAAGUGGGGAUAGCGAUAGAAAGACCAUACAACAGUCUCACAAAAAAACGGAAAGAUUUAAAGCAAUUUUCUACACAGCGUUUGUGGACAAAUCGUGAAGAUAAUAAAGAUGAUUUCUGGGCAGCAAUACGAUCAAACUAUGAUUAUAUUAUGGACACUAAUUUGAUAGACAGUUGUAAGGAAGCUAAUGGUGAAUUAACAUGGGAUGAGACUGAUGUAUCUACACAAUCGUGGAGUUUAAAAGAAGUUAGUAGUCAAUUUUCAGAGCUAUAUUCAUGGCUAAUAGUUCUUCAAGAAUUAGUUUAUUCUAAGGAAGAAAAUUUGUUAGACAAAAGUCUGCGCGCGGCUCACAUGGAGGAGCUGCGACGUAGGGCGUAUAGAAGAAAAUUAUUUAACGAACAAGCUGCAAAAUUAGUGUCAAGUGCCCCUACUUUGAAAGACGAAGUAGCGUGGCGUGUUGACCAUUUAAAUGCAAAAUGGGAAUUAGUGGAACAAAUUAUGGCACCCGUUGAGCGGCCUGUAUCCGAUCAACAGGAUAUAUCAGCAGAUUUUGAUCAUGAAGUGAAAUGCUUGAGAAAAUGGCUUCGCGAAAUGGAGUCUCACCUUCAACCCUUGAGUUUUCAUGUAGAUUGGACUUUAUCAGAACUUGAGGAAAAAGCAGUGGAGCACAUGGUACUCCAACGAGACAUAGAGGCGCACGGUCGUAUCGUCAGCUCGGUUGUAAAAUUGGGCGACAAAGUUUGCACGCAACAGCAGGAACAGCAACAACAGGAGCAACAACAGGAACAGGAGAAGCAACAAGAACAACGGGAACCGCCACAAGCUUUGCGAAUCGCAAGAUCCCUGGAACGUCGGUGGCAUCUGCUGUUUCUACGUGCGUUGGAAUGGCAAUGCCACAUCGAGACACUCGUAUCUCGCAUAAGCAGCAAGAACGUUGUGCCUUACCGCUGCAGUAGCGACAGCGACGAGGAGCCAGUCACGAAGCAGCCUCGACUCAGCCGCAGACAAUCACGGGGUUCUGGAAGGGAAUCCCCGAGUCAGUCGGUACGUUCGACGCGCUCGAGCCGCUCGAAACACCACAGAGCCGCGAGAUCGCGAUACUACGAGGAUCCAGCCACGGUCAGAGCGGAUCUCUCCGACACCGACGCGUCUUCCGAGAAUCGAUCGAUCAGCGAUGGAUCCUACUUCGAGGAUGAACUGUGUCAGUUGUGUGUGAUGGACGCAACGUCCGCGGGAGUGGAGGACACGCACGAAACUGUUAAUCGUAUCGCGUCCAUUUCGGGUGAUCAGGGCGAGGAGGGCGAUAUAGAAGAGAACGCUAUAAGUGAUUACGAAGAGGACGAAAUGCCACCAACGCCCGACACCGUGCCGUUGACGAAUUCGACGGCAAUCGAGGAGGAAUCUUGCGAUCAAAUCGACGGACAACCCGGAAACGUCGAACAAUCGAAUAGCAAUAUUGCUACCAACGAGCCAGUGAAACGUCGUAGAACGACUGAGGAGGUCGCCUCCUUCAACACGUCCGACCGUAAGUCGAAGAACUGCGCGACGUUCUACUUCAGACACCUGGACACCGACUCCGAGCAGAACGAGGAGGCGGCGGCGAUCGCCGCGGACGACUCGUCGGAGGAGGAGUGGACGUACACGUCGUCGAACAUGAACAGCGUCCAGGAGCAUCGUAAAACGAACGUCCUGGUGCGGCUCGACUUUGGCGAGACGCCGCGAAACGGGCAUCUCGGCGAGGUAGCCGCGAAAACGACCGAAGAGGAGACCGUCAAAGGCGUCGGGAUGGAGUGCGUCGACGAGACUUCAAACGAAACCGACGCGUCUUCUCAGCAGGAGAAAGACAGUGACGACGAAACGAGAAACGACAAGACGAGCAUCCAGAGGCUCAUUAAGGAGGUAGAGAAAUUGGUCAGCGAGGAGAGGCGCGCGGGAGUGCCCAAGACGUUCCCCCAGCUCAUUCUCGACGAUAAGGGUAUAACGAACAAUCAUCGAGCCAAGUAUGCUCGAAUAAAGGAGUGGUUGAAGUUGAACUCCGCGCGCGGCCACGAAGGACGAUCCACGUCACAGCGUGAAUUACAGCCGUUGGAUAGCUGCGAUGCCAGCGGCGAGUACACGACAGAAGAAUCCGACGGGGAGAGACAGUCGGUCUCGUCGGAGGAUCUGCAGAGCAGCGUUGCAACUUACCGUCGAUUCGAAGGUGCACUUGGCUGCACGUCCCAGUCGAUGUCGCAAGAAAUAUUCGACGACGCCGACAAGACGCCGAUCAACGAGGCGCAUCCGAUGCUGGACUCGAGCACGCCGAAAGUCGUGAUGCGCUCCAAGCAGAAAACGAACGGUCCCAGACCGUGGAGCGUCUCGUGUAUCUCGCAGAUCGGAAACAACUCCAGUUUAAAUCAAACGAACGACCCGAUUUCGCAGUUCUCCAUCUCCGAGACGGCGCUCCAUCAGCUAAUUGCUACACCGCCGACCAAGUCCGUGUCCCUAGAUGCUACAGGAUCACGCAAAUCGUUCAACAACUCGACGUCUACGCUGUUGGAGGAGUCGAUCAUCUGUCACGACGGCCGCGUGGUUCGAAACAGCUCGUUGCGCAGAAAGAAGAGCAGACUUCGCAAGAAGACUCUGGGUCGUAAGAGCGAAUCGAGCUCGGAGGGUGUGAACGCCAAUCAGUCCGCCGGAAGCGACGGUAGCUCGUCGAAUCAGCAACGUUCGACGCGGAAGAUGAGCGGAAGUCGUUCGAUACGUACGAUCUCGAGGGAUUGCCACGGACGUUUGACGACGUUGGUGAAAUCGGGCUCGUUCUCGGGGUGCACGGCCCACCAGCAGCUAUCAUCGGAGAGGACGAUAGUCAGCGACCCGACACCGCCGUUCAGGUUACCCUGUUGCACAUCGGUGGCUUCCACGUCCGAAACCGAGGGCGAGGAACAACGCAAUAACUGCACGCGCGGCUGCUUCGCGUACGACGACAACCUCCUGGACAACGUGCUGACCAUCAAGGAGCUUUCCAAUCAGCAGCUGAACGUCGACAGCGACGUGGAGAUGAACAGUCUCGGGAACAACUCGUUCUCCGAGCAAGCCUGGGAUAAUUAUCAGGAAAAAUAUAUGAGCGAGCCGUACAGCGAAGCGCCCGACGUAGAAACGGCUCGAAGAUUGUUGGACUUUGGAGACGAUUACAGAAACUUCCUCGAUAGUCAGUCCGAUUGUGCCUCCAGUAUGAGCGCGGUUCCCACUAGUUCUCCACUGCCCAGAAGUCGUAUGCACCAUGAAAUCACAGAUACCACGGAAGACAGCGACAGUGACGUGGAGGACAUUCGGAAUGUCGUAGAAAAGUCACAGUCGCAGUUAGUGUUCGCUGAAAAUCUGUUUUUAAGGUCGAACGACGGGACAAUGCCCGAGGAUUGCACCGAAGUCGAGCGUGCGUGUAGAGAGAAUCUGAGGUGUCUUCACGCGCUAUUGGAGUCCGUGAGCAAUUCAUUCCGAAGCGAAAAAUAUAUGAAACAAGUCCGUGGUACGAUGGAGAAAUGGGAGUCACUGACGGCUAGAGUCGAGGAGACUCAAAUGGCCAACGCGCUUCAUCGCGAAUUAACCGCUCUGCGUACAGAAUUUAAAGCGGCCCACGACAGACUCUUUUCGUACGAGAUCGUUCUGGAGCAGCCACACGUGUUAGACGAGCGGAUUAAUCGAAUUACGGCCGAACUGGCUGCGUUGAGGGAUCGCAAGGCGGCGAUGCUGGCACUGAACGUCUCCACGCACAGACUGAUCACCGAUCUCGGUAACUCCGCGUCGUUGAACUUCACGGAACUGAAAGACGGCGUCACGGACUUGUACCGCGUCUGGGACGAGACUUUCCAAAAGGGCAGCCAACAAUUGUGCGCCCUGCAAGCCGUCCAGCAGUUCAGUAUUCGUUUGACGGAGCUACAGUGUGCCUUACGAAGGGACAAGGACACUCUCGCAGUUUUGGACGUAGCCCUUCAAGCAGGAGCUACGUCGGAAGUAGCUUCGUCCGUUCGUCACGUCGCCAGGCUACUGUCCGAGAAACAAGACAUCAGUUGUCAGAACGGGACGGUGUUGAAAGACGCGACCACGGAGGAGGUGAGCGGCGUCGCGACGACGAAGUUCGUGGACGCCUCGGCGACCAGUCUGACGCAGGAAGGUGGUUCGUUGUCCGACAGCGGGAUCUCCGACAGCGGAAGCGAGCAGGAGCUGAGCGCACGGGAGCGACGACUGGCCGCCCUUCGACGGCUGACGCGUACUUUGGAGAGCCAAUUGGCCCCAGGAAGCGAGGCCCUCACGGAGCUUUGGAAGAGAGUCGACGACGCCGAAACGGAGCUACGCGAUCUGCAGAAACAGUGUCGAGAGUUAAUUGUGCGCACCGCCGCCAGCGUCGAGGCGAGGGCUGCCAAACGUACGAGCAGCCAGGUCCACCAUUUCGCCGACAAGCGCAAAAAGGCCAGUUCCACGGAGAUGGGGAAAGAGGGAUCGGAUCGGAUCGUGGCGAUCGCGACGAAGGGCGGCGCGACCGACGCCGGGGACCCGGACAACGAGCCAGGUUUGCCUCACAGUUGGGUCUGGCGUAUCCUGAAGACAGCAUUGUCCUUUCAGCUGGCCCUGGUCGCCCUGCUCUAUGCCGCCUAUCUCCUCGAGCCUCAUUGCUGCGAGGCCACCAACACUCUCAAUCUGUCUCUCACCCCUCAGCUGCGCUACGUUAGGGGACCGCCGCCGGUGUGAAAGCGUCGCGACGCGUCGCGGAACUUGGUAAACCUUUGCCGGGCAGCAUCCUGCGCGCCGCAACACGAGAGGAGCGAACAGAUCGAUCCCUCAGUCACCGAACGCUCGUAGGGCACGAGGAGAGUGCACGAUUCCCAAAAAACAAAGACAAAAUUGCCGAAUCGAGCCACGAAACGCCGCCAACGUGCUUGCAAUCGCCGACAAAAGCACGUUUUCUUGUAUCUUUCGUACUGAUUUCUCGCUUCGAACGCCUUACGAACCGCUGAUACGCGAUUUAACGCGCAAUGAUCGAUAGAGUGGACGCUGACCGCGGGAGGGCAGAGUUUUGCAUCGUUUGGGGUGAUGUUUGAUCUCAUAGUUUCAGUUAGAGUUAGAAAUACUAGUAAAAAUUUUAGUUCCUCCCGUUUAUAAGUGAGACUCUCGUUGGUCAAUAUUUUGGUAUAUUGCACAGAAUUAUAUUACGUAAACUAGGAUUUAAAAUUUUCUAUUUUUGUACGUAAUAUCAACAGUAGAUGCCAGCACUCCAGGACUAACACUUCUAUUCACUUUGUUCUAUUAUUCUCAUAAUAUCUAACACUCUGUCCUUGUAUUUCAGGGUUUCGUACGGCGUUUACUCUGCACAUAAUUCUACGCAACGGAAUUAACAGAAUUCCGGCCACGUUUCCGAAGAACAUUUAAAAUAUUAAUAUUUUUCACAGCCGUUUCUUCGCGUUUCAAAGCACAAACUAUUUCGUUACGUUUGUUCCUAGUUUUUUACACUACAUUUCCGUGACUUUCCUUUAAACUUUUAUAAUAUCGUUGGCGCGAUCGUAACCCGGGUGGUACACUGCCAGUAGAAUUUUCGAGGAUUCGUCGAUCGCACAUGCUCAAAAGUAGCGACGAAAUUUCCGGGUUCCUUUUUUCCUGCCAAAAGGUCGAACGUGCGCUCGUUCGUAAAAUUAAUAAAAAAGAAAAAAAAACAAAAAUCGAAAGUGAGAAAGCCCCCCAGUGACUGAGGACAAUGAGCACUACGUCAAAAAAGAAAAAAAAAAAAAGUGGACGCAAGAAUGCGUUGUUUUUUUAAUGUAUAUAUAUAUACGUUUUUACGAGAUAAUAUUUAUGAGUGCAGAAUCGUAGAAGCGACGAGCGGUAAGUAUAGUUCGUACUUGCAUUACCUGCUGUGUAUCACGUGUGUUCGCGAACGAGGGAACGAAGACGAAGCCAAGCGCGAAUAUAAUUCGAUCUUCGAACAAAAACGAUACCGGGUGCCUCGAUUUAACUUGGAAACCCCGUUCCUCGCUAGGAACGAUAGGAGACUGUCAAGAGAUAAGGUUAACAGAGUAUUUAUAAAGAGGAAACUUUAUCUUUUAUCUUUGACCGUGAAUCCUUUCGAACGAGACGCACGACUACGAAUAAUAUAACUUAUUUCCGCGAGGUUCACGAGGUAUCCCGGUUGUUCGAAGCAGCGAACGCGACGGCACUUUUUGUUAUAUAGUAUAAAUAUUUAUUUAUAUAUGUUGCAAGUUAAAUAUUAUAUACAUAUAUGUAUUAUUGUUCGUAAUUUAACGUCGAGAGGAGACAUUUAUAUUUUCUCUCCAAGAGAAAACGGACCAGAUAGAUAACGUCAAAGUUUUUCCGUUCGAAAAGCUAUAUAUACAUAUGCAUGCGAUGUCAAGUGACAUUUUAAUACCAUCAUUUUGUUGUUUUCAGUGAUUUUGUUUGUUUUUUCUUUUUUUUUGAAGAUUGCAGUUUGCAAUGGUUGAGUGGCGUCGAGUACGAUGGAUCUUUAUUUGAUCAAAUUCUGCAACGAGCUUGUUAUUAUUAAAUAAUACAGUUGGUCUCAUACUUCGACAAGGUACUUACAGCCUCGUACCUGUAAGCUCGAAAAAAACUAAAAAUAGUACUUGAUGCUCAAUGAAAGUUUCACACGGGAAAUGGAGUUCCGUCGUGAAAAAGAUCGAGUUUUCUUUUCGGUUGCCCUCCCCCGAACGAGGGCCCUUGCUUUGAUUUUGCACGCGAGAGAAAAUCAAAAGGAAACUUGAAUUCCAUCCGACGAAUGCGAAUUUGUAGAAUCGUUUCGUUGAAACGCCAGAAAAUGGUGUUUGAAACGACACACGCGCGAAUUACCGCGAAAUCUGUUUGAAGUUCCUGUCGAAUUUCACAACUUCAUACAUUUUACUAACGCGUCGAGCGUGCAUAAUAUUUGUUCCUCGUGAGCUUGAUGGGAACUACGAACAUUCAAUUUAUCCCAUUCUGUUUGCCAAAGUCGACGAAAGUAUCGAAAGUUCGAUGAAUGGGUACGAGGAGAUCACGCGAGCAAAAUGUACUGCUCGGAAUGAAAGAGAAAACGAAAGUGAAAAUGUACAUUGCACGAUCGAAGCGAACGAUGUUCGCUCUAGAGGGUGGUUUUAUAACGAACGUUCGAGGCUGAACGAUACGAACGAAAAAAAAUGUUCUCUGGUUCCUGCCAUUCGAGCGGAACAGUCAGAAUUUGAUAAAUCGUGUCCUAACGAAACAACGAAACGCUAAGGAAUGAUUUUUCUACAUAUUGCUUCUAGUUAGUGCUUGAAGAAUUUUUACUUGUAUACUCGUUUUUGUGAGAAGUAAGAUCCAAUGGUAUAAUGCAAUAUUUCUAACAGAGUUGUGAAUAAUUGUCAAUUUCGUAUUUUUCUUGAAUCACUUUCUCAACGUUGCUUAAUGUCGUUUAGUCGGGGCUGCGCGGAUAUUUGACAGCUGUAACAACAAUUUGCAAAUCACGAAAAUCUUUCAAAAACAUCGUUGUGUGUUUAUUCACUGUUCGAUCGAGCUUUGGACAUUUUAUGAUAAAAAGUGUCAAAUACCUGCAAACACCCACGUGUUGUGUAACGUGUAUAGGCUUGUAUAAAACACACUGAGGAUUUUUGUACGAUUAUCGACGAUGCUAGGUAAAUUUUAGACACGGUGACGACCACGAUGGUGGUUUCCCAAACGAGCAAUCAUCGAUAAUAGUAAGGUUGUGCACGCGUUCGAUUUAUACAGUUUUCAUAGACUUCCAAUUCGUUCAUUAAGUGAAUUAAUGUUUGCUUGAUUUAAAGAUUCGGGUAGCGAGCAGUUAUCAAUGACAGGAGAACGAGGAGAACUUGGGUGUCGAAGUUUAUUUUUCUAUAUCGUAGAGAACAUUAUUUUUGCAUAAUGAUAGUAUUUCGUUUCACUGCCUAUAAGAUAGGAAUAGGAAAGAAAAAAGAAAGAAAUCUAGAAAAAAGAUUAUAGAUUUAUUGCUUUGUAUUAUAGUUGUUAAAGAAACAUUUACAACGACGAGAAUAACCGAGAAUCUACAUCGAAUUCAAAACGAUUUUAUCUUUUUCUAUCACGUUUUUAACGAUCCAACAAUUUUUACAGAAUGCACAGCGAUACGUUUUUUUAACAUUUGUAAAAGUUUUAAAUACGUGUUCUCUAUACUUGAAGGAAACUAGAGUAAACGCGAGGCGAUGAUUAGAGAUGUAAAUAAAUGCGUUCGAGGAGGUUAGCGAUUCGCACUGUAUAGUUCGAAUAGUAUUUUUUCUAAGUAAAAAAAGGAAAAAAAAAGAGAGAGAAACAGAACUUUGUUAAUUUUCGUAGUGGACGAACGAAAUUAAAGAAGUCUAUUUUGUGAGGUAUUUUGUAAGGGAAGGGGAAUCGUAGGCGAUAGUAAGCAUAUUCGUUCAAUUUUAAUCUUAGAACUAACACAAUCAUUUUGUGAAACGCGAUGGCCGCUGUAUUUCUCGAUAAGAUGGGAAUAUUUCGAUGAAAAUUUCGAUCUUCGCUUAUCGGGGAACGCAAAGCGACGUCAAAGACGAUUCGCGUCGAGUUCGAUUGGCCGUCGAAGGUCACCAGAGUAAAUUCCCCCCACUCUCGCCGUCUGUGGUGACGUUCUUAAUGGUGGGGAGACGGCCUUGAGCGGCCAGUCGAUCCCGACGCGUCGACGAAACUUCGUUCGUAGAAACGGGCGAACGUUUCGCCGGAGUUUUGGAGGGUUUUAACAUUUGCACGAUGCUUACUGUGUAAGCGUACGCGUUUUAGGAGCGUGUUAUUGUGCUUAGCGUCGACGAACCACGCGUCGGGACGCCUCACGCCACUCGUAGAAUGCACAACGCGUCUCGCAGAGUUGCGUUUUAUAUUCCCGGAGACACUGCACGUGUUUCGUGGCGCCUCGAACAAACAUCGAGCAAAUCGAAUUCGAGAAGUGUUCGCGAUAUCGGCGUCGAAACCGAUAUCUUUGUGAGAGAAAAAGGAAAAAGGUGAUUGAAAAAAAAAAAAGAUAUGAAUGUGGGUGAGGGAGAGAUUCGAUACGAAUCGCAAAGGGUGGCUCCUUGGUCGGUCAACCCUUCGACACUGUACUUACGUGUUUUUGAUCGCGACAAGCAGCGACGAUACAUUACGCGUACACAUGCACACACACACAGACACACGCACACACACAUGCAACUGACAGAUUAUACAACUUAAGAAUCGGCUGUAUUGCCUGCAUAAUGGUUUUUUUUAAUCACACAGAUCGAUAGGAUCGAACGGACUUCAUUCAGAUCUGCAGGACGACGACUCAGUUUCAGAGUCGAUCGCGUUAAAGAGGGAACUUAAAAAGGGCGAAAGGGAGCGCUUUUUUUGUUGGAAAAUGAAUCACGUGUGAAUUAGAAUUUUCACGUCUGUCAAUCACUGUGUGUGUCUCUGGUAUAUUUUAAUUAACAAAGAAAAAAAACAGCUUGCACGAGAUUCUAGAUUCGGAGUAAAAUGAUUGCGAUAGUUGGUUGAGAAAAAGCGCUCCGUUUUCGUCGUCAUAGUGCUAGAGCAUUAUCAUGCACCUUGCAGGAUCUGUCGCGCAGCGCGUUAUGGGGAAGAACGACGAACACCUGUAACGUGUAUCGAUCGGGAUCGUUUCGAUAGGACGUUGCGCGUCACGUUCCACGGUUUUAAGGUCCUCGGUUCAUCGGGUUUACGUUUUACAAUCGAUACGACCGUGGCUCAUCCUGUUGGGACGGUGAGUAAACGUUUGAAUGGGAAAACUUGGAAUCGACGAACACGAGGCCUUUGCCUCGCCCGCUUCAUUUACCUAUGAUAAUGUGUAUAAAGUACCUGAGAAAUCAAAAUAUUACUUAUAUACAGUAACGAGGAGGAUUCUUUUGUCUCCGUUCCGCCCGUGUUUUAAUCCGUAGCGUUUAAUCACGCCCUGUAAUCGUGUAACGAUCGUGUCGUGCUUGUACCCAAGCUUCUGAUUUGUCGCGAAAUGUAUUCACGUGCGUUGCUAUUUAGCAGCUACUUAGAUUAUACGUUGCAUGCGGUUUUUAUUUUUAACGAAAAUUAUCAUGUAAGGCGGUAUGUAAACGUAUUUGCUAUGUAUCGGGGGAAAAAGAAAAGAAAAAUAUCUAAGAAAAGAAAAAAAGAAAAAGAAAGGUACAUUUAGGUUUGCAGAUAUUUUUACGGUGGGCCCACGGUUUCUGGUGAAUUUUCUCGAUGGAUCUCGCGUAAAUCGUACGCGAUCAUGGAUAAGUCGGUUCUUCUGCGCGAUGACGCGCAGACUUUUUAAAAGAAAUCGUGGGCCAUUUUGCGACAAAGCUAUCGGAACGUAUUUCCUCGAGAGUACGAUGCCUGUUUGUAUUAGUAUGCUUAAAAAGUGCAAGCGAAAUUAACCCUCUGCGAGCCACUCUUAGUAUUACGAAUCAGUAUAUAUUUUUUUCUUUUUCCGUUUACAUCGAUCCAAGUAUUUUUUUCUUUUUUUUUUUAUUGCUCACGAUUGUUCGUGAGUUUGGUAUUAUUAUCGCGUGAAAACGAGUCGGUUCGCAGAGGUUUGAACUUGAUUGUAUCGGUAAGGUUUUUGUUCGAACACCUUGAAGACGCGAUUGAGGUUUAAGUAGCGAGUAUGCUUUACGUUUUAUUUUACAAUUAGGCGCCGUAAUGUCGGACGUAAAUAUUAUUGCAUGACGAUUGAUCCAACUCGUAUUAAUAUUUUUAUUUUUUUGUUUGUUCAAUAUUAUUCUCGAUCCUGAUGGAUUUUCCCCAGUGGUUUGUUCUGCCGUUUAAUUUUGUAAACUUUGCGUCGAUUACCGCGCCGAAUGGAUUGUUUUACCGCGAAGAAACGCGUUCGUUUAAAUUCCAUUAGUUCUCGUUAUUUUUAUUUUAUUUCUUAUAAUAUUUUUAACGAUUUUUUUUUUAAAAGAUCACGAUUACGUUUAGUUUCGUUUCGAACGUGUUUCUGUACGGUUCAGCUUUUCUCCCCUUUUAAUAUACUUAUCGUUAAUUUUAUUUGCUCAGACUCGUGCGAUUUUGCCAUUUCACGAUGCGCCCCAUUUCGGAUUAUACGCUCCCAUUCGUAUAAAAUUUCAUGUCAUCGAAUCAUUCAUUCACGUAUCAUUGCGUCUAUAACAUUGUAUACUUAUAUCCGAACAGUACCGAUAAUAUUUUCUACGAUUACGGAGUAUUCUAGUGUAUUUUGGCACUAUGGAAAAAUAAAUUACAGUUUUGGACAACA